AUGCCAUCAUAUAAGCUUACUUAUUUUGAUAUUCGUGGCCGAGCUGAAGUCAGCCGUUAUAUUUUAGCAGUAGCAGGUAUUGAUUAUGUCGACGAACGUUUCACCGAAGAAGAAUGGCCCAAGAUUAAACCAACCGUAAAGAAUCCUUUUAAGCAGCUGCCCUGCUUAGAGAUUGAUGGUAAAGUCUUCAUUGAAAGCUUAGCUAUCGAGAAUUACUUAGCUGCAACCUUCGGUCUUCAUGGUAACAAUAACUACGAAAAAUAUCAGAUUGAUAUGGUGUCGUCCGCUGUUACGGAUCUGAUAGAAAAAUAUAUGAUAGCAGCGUUUGAAACAGAUGAAAAGAGAAGGGAAGUUAGCAGGAAUAACUAUUUAAAGUUUCUUCCGGUCUGGCUAAAGGCCACGGAGGCAAUUUUUCAAAGUAACAAAUUCGAGUACUUGGUUUGCGAUAGGUUAACUUUGGCAGAUCUCCAAUUUUUUUGUGGAGCUGAAUACUUAGUGGACGAUGAUGAGCAUGUCUUUGACAAUUUUCCUAGUUUGAAGGUUUUGUUCGAUCGUGUGGCUAAUGUCAAAGAAAUCGCGGAAUGGAGAAAUAAAAGACCAAAGAGAGACUAUUAA
This is a messenger RNA of Trichoplax adhaerens, 615 nucleotides long. RefSeq lists its product as uncharacterized. Gene Ontology annotation, biological process: glutathione metabolic process. The coding region runs from base 1 to 615 and encodes 204 amino acids. The record is from RefSeq and is a predicted model, not a curated record. The transcript has 5 exons. Gene Ontology annotation, molecular function: glutathione transferase activity. NCBI's taxonomy places the organism in Eukaryota, Metazoa, Placozoa, Uniplacotomia, Trichoplacea, Trichoplacidae.